UGAACAGACGAGCAGGGAGGUGGAGUUUAAUGCAAAAAAUAAAACAAUGAAGAGAUUAUGAAUAAAUUCAACAAGACCGUUAAGCCUGAGGUUAGAGGCUGAUUUCCACCUGUUCACAUGAUGAAUAAUGUGGAGAAAAGAAAAGCACUUGAACUGGAUUCGACACUUUUAAGAGACGGAGGUGAAAUUCAGUAGCUGUUACAUGAACCCAGGGUUGUAUAAUGUGUCAGAAAAAAAAGGAAGAAAGGCAGCAGAAACUGGAAAGCAAGAAUGAGAGAAUAAAAGAGGAAGAAAGAGGAGGAGCCAGCAGAUGGUUGAGAACAGGGUUUGGAGGUGAGAUAGACAGAUAGGACGGCUCUUCCUGAGCUGAGCUGUUUGCUGUGUUCUCUGCUCUCUCCACUCCCUAACUAUGGACUAAAGCCUCUUCUUCUUUUCAGAGACUUGAGCCACAUUUCAAGAUGAGCGACCAAGAGAGCAGCACCUCGGCCUCGGCCUCGGCCUCUCAGACAGAGGGAGAGUGUGAGGGAGACUUUGAGGGGGAGAUGGAGGGGGAGAUGGAGGGAGAGAUGGAGGGGGAAGAAGAAAGAGAUGAAAAGCAGAGGGAGAGUCCAGCGCCCAGUCUGGCCAACUUCUCCUCCUCUCUGCGCGCCGUCAUUCGCAUCAAACAGAAGUACCAGGUGUUGAAGAAGCGGCGUCAGGAGAUGGCUCUGGGGCUGGGAGCAUCAGGGGCCCUCAUGGGAGCUCCGUCACGAAGCAGCCCCAAAAUCUUCACCUUCGACGGACUCACCCCCUCCGGCUUCCCCAACAUGUCUUCCAUCCCCCAAAAGAAAAAGAAGAGGAGGAAGAGGCGGGUGUUGUUUCCUAACGGAGGAGGGUGCAGAGCUCCGCCAAAGCAGGAGCGCAGCCGAGCCAAAUACUGUCUCUACCUGCUCUUUGCCAUCGUCUUUCUCCAGGUGUACAACGCCAUCGAGAACCUGGAUGACCACGUGCUCAGAUAUGACCUGGAGGGUCUGGAGAAGACUCUGAGGAGGGAGGUGUUUGGACAGCAGGGAGCGGUGGAGGGCCUGCUGUCCCACCUGAAGGAUUACCUGUCCACCUACGUCCACAACAAACCCCUGGUGGUGUCCCUGCACGGCCCCAGCGGAGUGGGCAAGAGCCACCUGGGGCGCCUCCUGGCCGGACACUUCCGCUCCGUGGUGGGGGAGACGCUGGUGCUGCAGUACUACGUCCUCCACCACUGCCCCCAGGAGGCCGACGCCGUGCAGUGCGCCCACGACCUCUCCGCUCUCAUCUCAGGGAUGGUGGAGCGAGCUGAGGAGGAGGAGAAGAUCCCGCUCUUCAUCUUCGACGAGGCCGAGCACAUGCACGACGAGAUCCUGGACGCGCUGUGGCAGCUCGUGGCCUCCAAACAGUCCAACGAAUACCUGAACGCCAUCUACCUGUUCCUGAGCAACCUGGGCCAUGCACACAUCACCAAACAUAUGCUACACAACUCCUCAAGUAUUUCUAUGGCGAUGACGGCAUCCGGGCGUCAUAGUAACCUAGUAAAAGAGCUGACUCCGAUAUUACGCAACACUCUGGAGAAGCAUCACCAGCUGUGGACGGAGGCGGACAUCUUACCUCUGGGCCUCUUGGAGAAAGGCCACGUGAUGGAGUGCUUCCUGGAUGAAAUGACUCGAGAGGGGUUCUACCCGGAUCGUACCAACAUAGAGCGCCUCGCAGGGGAGAUCGAAUAUUACCCCGCUGUGGGAGGCCACGAAUAUUCCCAGACAGGCUGCAAGCAAGUGGUGGCCAAGGUCAACCUGCUGUGAAACGCCCUGCGGGAAAAGUUUGGAUGCUCCACAUUCUUUGAAGAAACAGUUCAUGAGGAGUGGGUGAGGUUAUGAAACUUGAAUGACACGACUCCGAGCCAAAGCUUUGAUGAGCAGUGGAAAUAGGAGCAGUCUGUUCACAAAGCACAAAGAACAGUGAGGACGUUCAGCUCUGCUGUGGGAAAAGGCAUGAAUCCUGUGAAGAGGUUUGAACAUGCGCUGCCCACAAACACUCUUUGAAAGGACGGUUCAGCCAAAGUACAAAAAACACGUCGUCUCUCUUCCCUCUGAUUCUGAUCUCUCCGUGCAGAUGGGUUUGGUUUUAUUUGUUCAGAGGUACCUGAACUUAGAUUUCUGUCUCCACCCAAAAAUAAUGAUGCAACCAUCAGGUCAAAAUUUCACCUUGUGCAAUACUUUCUUUACAAGCUGCUUCUUUAUCGUAUUUACAUGGAACCCUGAUGAUGAAAUUCCAUUCACCUGCACUGUUCUGAGAUGGAGGUGGAGAACCUGAACAGAUAAAAAACCAAAACUAUCUUCAUGGACAGAUACGACUACAGGAGAGGAGAUGGUUAUUUGGGAUUUGGGUGAACUGACCCUUUAAUUCUGAGUGUGUUUCACAGCCACUGCACUGGCAGCUCAAACAGACAUGAAUGCUUAGUGAAGGACACGUCAGAUAGAAAAACAAGAACCUGAUGCACAGGACAUGAGAGGAUGAGUAAAACCCAUAUUCAUUCAUUAAUGAGGGGAAGUUUGUAUAUUUAUAGUGCAUGACUUACUAACACUCAUCGCAGGGCGUCUUUUUUUGUCAUACACUGAAUACAACAUGACUUUUAUUAAUUCUAAUGCAAGUCAGCAGAUAGUGUAGAUAAACCUGAAGUGCAUUAGUUCAGUAAAUGAUUCUGCUCUGGACCUGCAGGUGGAAAACUGCAAGUAGCAGCUAGUGGCUCAUCUCCAGCUUAACUAGAGGCAAGAAACAUCUUCCUCUGGUGUUAGAUUUGCUCCCUGACAAGUUAAUUUAUUGAAGUAAAAUGUUUGCAUUUAUUUUCUGUAUGAUCACACAGACCUGCGCCAGCUUUAAGAUCUCUUUUUUAAUGGAUGGAUGUGUUAAUGUCCUGUGUUCAGGUAUCUGUCAGUCUAAUAUUUCUGAUAUAUCUAAUGCGUAGUGAGAGCCUUGAAAUUAAAGACACCAUCAUUUAAAAAUG
Lates calcarifer (barramundi perch) is the source of this 3013-nucleotide messenger RNA. RefSeq names its product torsin family 4, member Aa (gene tor4aa). NCBI's taxonomy places the organism in Eukaryota, Metazoa, Chordata, Actinopteri, Centropomidae. The record is from RefSeq and is a predicted model, not a curated record. Gene Ontology annotation, cellular component: endoplasmic reticulum lumen; nuclear envelope. Gene Ontology annotation, molecular function: ATP hydrolysis activity; ATP binding. The transcript is spliced from 3 exons. The coding region runs from base 459 to 1811 and encodes 450 amino acids.